UGCAGUUUGAUGGCUCCCUACUAAAUGAAUGCAGUGGGAAUGGACGAGCAAGACACACACUGCUGGUCAGAUAGCGCGCACUGCUGACCUCCGCACACACUAUCAGCUCAUCGGGAUUUCUUGCCAACUUUUGACUUUUGAGGAUUUCUGCUGGUUUUUUGUGGUUUUUUUAUUUUUAUUUGCAAAGAUACGUGUUGGUUGACCUCACUAACUGUUUUCUUUAUUAUAGGACACGAGUGAGGACACAGCAUGCUGUCCUCCCUGAAGACCCUGCUGCUGCUGUCGGUCCUGUGCACACCGACCUCCAGCCUGUGCCUCCGCCUCUACCAUUCCCGCUCCGAUCUCCUGUGCGACGACCAGGUGGCAGUCGGGGUCCGGAGCGACGAUGAGGAGCCGGGUUACUCCCCCGUGGACGACUGGGGGUCCCUCCUGCAGUCCGCGGAGUAUCUCACCUCCUCCUCUUCCUCCUCAUCAUCUUCUGCCGAGUCCAGCCGGGAAAAAAGGACUUCAAGUCCCGCAAACUACCGCUUCAUGAGCCGGACCAAGCUCAGAGGGCAAAUGCUCCGCAACAGCAGCAAAGGGGACCGGAGGAGCAGGCUGACCCUGUCCCUGGACGUCCCGACCAACAUCAUGAACGUCCUCUUUGACGUGGCCAAGGCCAAAAACCUGCGCGCCAAGGCGGCCGAGAACGCGCGCCUGCUGGCUCAGAUUGGACGGAGAAAGUGAACAUGUCGGACAACUUAGAUUUAAUAGACAGCCAUGACCAGUGUUGGCCUCCUCGUUACUCAAAUGUAAUGAAUUACUAAUUAUUCACUUUUAAAGUAAUGGUGUUGAUUUGUUUCUCCAGGGGAAGGGUAUUUUCUUUCCAAUCACAUUACAGAUAAAAGAUUUCUAAUGUAAUUUAGUGGCUCUCAUGUGAAUGGUCCUUGGAGUCAAAGUCUCUGAUAAUAUAUAUAUAUAUAUAUAUAUAUAUAUAUAUAUAUAUAUAUAUAUAUAUAUAUAUAUAAUAUAUAACUGAAAGGUUGGGUGAUGAUUAUUCAUGAUGAUGAGUUUGAGUUAAAACCUUUGUGGUGAGAAUAUCCAUGUGUUUAUGCACAACAGUGACACUUAAAUCCAAACAGAAUAAAGUCAAGAGCAAUAAGGACAAAGUUAUUGUACUUUGUAUCAAGAUGAUUGGCCAGUUCAGGCAAGAAAACAUGAGAUGUGUUUUGCAUUGGAAACAGGUGAACUUGUCUCACCCUUUGACUUUCAGAUCUGAAAAGACUUGUGGAUUUCUUUAAAUUUACUUUUAACAUGUUGAAAGUAAAGCAGGAUUGCUCUCAGUAAAGACAACCCCCUUAGAUUUUCCUUAAUAGUAUAAUGAAUGUUGUAUGUGGUUUGUUCGCCCCAGAGUCAUCAAAUUUUAAAUAUUGGGCUAAAGAAGAAGAACAAAGCAGCUGUGAUCAUUAAUUCUUACAUCCUCAGCAAAAGACCAAUGAAAUGUUGCAUAAUCAUAACAUCAGAUUUGAUAUCAUGAUGUUAUCUCCCCUCCCCUCUUUGCUGCUUCAUUUAUUCAUAUUUUACAAGGUUUGCUGUUAAGGAGUUCCCAUGGGAGCCAGUAAUGAUUCCAGAUGUGAUAAUGUGAAACAUCAACACAAUACUGACACUGAAAUACUGUACAAACCAACAGCAAGAUCAUGAAAUACAGUAAAAUGCAAAUGCAUGGGAAUGUAUGUGUUCAUCAGAUGUCUGUUAUUUUUAUACUCAAAAUAAAGGAUUAUUUUUCCUCAAAUAAAGCAGAUGUAACUAACUGCA
Dicentrarchus labrax (European seabass) is the source of this 1794-nucleotide messenger RNA. It is a transcript of the gene ucn3l, whose product is annotated as urocortin 3, like. Gene Ontology annotation, molecular function: corticotropin-releasing hormone receptor 2 binding; hormone activity. Gene Ontology annotation, cellular component: extracellular region. NCBI's taxonomy places the organism in Eukaryota, Metazoa, Chordata, Actinopteri, Moronidae. The record is from RefSeq and is a predicted model, not a curated record. Gene Ontology annotation, biological process: cellular response to nutrient levels; digestion; hormone-mediated signaling pathway. The coding region runs from base 250 to 726 and encodes 158 amino acids. The transcript has 2 exons.